AUGUCGGUCAACAAGAGCCAAGGCCAAACCCUUUCUAGAGUUGGAGUAUAUUUGGAAACAGAUGUUUUUUCGCAUGGUCAAUUAUACGUUGCGGUAUCACGGGUCUCAGACGUCAAUAAUUUACUUGUUGUCAGGCCAAAGAUCAGGGAUGGAGUGGUCAAUGUGGUGCAUAGGGCUAUCUUCAAGCUAAAGGGAAAAAGUAAUGAUUUGCCUGGGUUCGUUUUGCAUGGAUUGAAGUUGCCAGAAGUAUCAAAAAUUCCAUAUGAUUGGGCUACGAGACAAUUCAAAUGUAAAAUUAAGUUGGUAGUACAAUGGAUGUUGGUGGAUGUGGAGCAGGUUGAUUAA
This is a messenger RNA of Puccinia graminis f. sp. tritici CRL 75-36-700-3, 345 nucleotides long. RefSeq lists its product as uncharacterized. The coding region runs from base 1 to 345 and encodes 114 amino acids. The transcript is spliced from 3 exons. The record is from RefSeq and is a predicted model, not a curated record. NCBI's taxonomy places the organism in Eukaryota, Fungi, Basidiomycota, Pucciniomycetes, Pucciniales, Pucciniaceae.